Molecule: messenger RNA, 1902 nt
Organism: Tarenaya hassleriana
Lineage: Eukaryota; Viridiplantae; Streptophyta; Magnoliopsida; Brassicales; Cleomaceae
Product: probable ADP-ribosylation factor GTPase-activating protein AGD5
Exons: 11
Coding region: 175-1653 (492 amino acids)
Molecular function (GO): GTPase activator activity
Source: RefSeq, a predicted model, not a curated record
AUUAACCAGGAAGCCACCUUUUGUUUGGUUUUUCUUUCCUCUCUCUCGUAGUUGAAGAAACAAAAGAGAGAGAAAGAGAGAGAGAAGCAAAAGACCGUUUUGACCUCGUCAUCUCUUCCAAUCUUCUUCUUCUCCUCCUUCAGGUCUCUCGUCGGAUUCUCUGAUCUCUCCGCCAUGAACGAGAAAGCCAGCGUCUCUAAGGAGCUUAAUGCCAAGCAUAGAAAGAUUCUAGAGGGGCUUCUUAAACAUCCGGAGAACAGAGAAUGUGCUGACUGCAAAGCAAAAGGUCCUAGAUGGGCUAGUGUGAAUUUGGGAAUCUUUAUCUGCAUGCAAUGUUCUGGAAUUCACAGGAGUCUUGGGGUACACAUAUCGAAGGUUCGAUCUGCCACUCUGGACACAUGGCUCCCAGAGCAGGUUGCUUUUAUUCAGUCUAUGGGGAAUGAGAGAGCAAAUAGUUACUGGGAAGCUGAGCUACCUCCAAACUAUGACAGGGUUGGAAUUGAAAAUUUCAUAAGAGCAAAGUAUGAGGAGAAGAGAUGGAUUCCUAAAGGCGAAAAUGCUCGGUCACCCCCAAGAGUUGGACAGGAAGAAAAGUCUUAUUCUAAUUAUCAGACGCCUGCAGAAAGAACUGGACCUGGGUACAGACAUGGACACAGUAGCAGUUCUGAGAAUUUAUUUGAAAAAAAGACUGUCCAAGCACCUAGAAAUAGUACGUCUGGUACGAGGAUAAAUCUUCCUGUCCCUCCUCAAGGACCUGACCAGGUUACAGUGGUUUCAAAGCCACAACAGGUUAUUCGGAAAACAGCGCCAGCAGCUGCUCCUGUGGAGGCUAUGAAACAAGCUGCAAAUGCUGCUCCAGCAACAGAUCCUCCAAAAGUCGAUUAUGCAACUGACCUCUUCAACAUGCUGUCAAUGGAUGAUCCCAUUGAAAAUAGCUCGGAGGCAACUUCUGCUGAAGAUAAUGCCUGGGCUGGCUUCCAAUCGGCUGGACAUGUUCAAACGACAGAGAAAACUGGGACAGCAAAGCCUGCUGAGACCAGUUCUCCUCCAGUGAAUGGAACUGAGGAUUUAUUUAAAGACUUGCCUGCUCUAGCAACACCACAGCAGUCACAGAAAGAUGUCAAAGGCGAUAUCAUGAGCCUGUUUGAGAAGUCAAAUAUGGUGUCUCCUUUUGCCAUGCACCAGCAGCAAAUAGCCAUGCUUGCUCAUCAGCAAUCCCUUCUCAUGGCCGCGGCAUCUAAAUCUGCGGGCACGGAUCCAAAGGUUUCAAACACUAAUCCACAAGCUAUGCCUAAUGUUCUUAACUUGCCGACUACAAGUUGGCCAAACAUCGGCUACCAAAUCCCGGGCAUGAUGAUGCCACCAGCGGGCGGUCCGGCUGAGCUACAGAAACUUAUGCAGAACAUGGUCAUGAACGCGAACAUGAAUAUGAGACCAACAAUGCAACAGCCAGGGAACACACAGCAAUACCCGAUGCCCGGUUUCUAUGCGAUGGGUAAUGUUAACCCGCGAAAUGGUGCAACGCCAGCCGCAACGAGUAACCCUCAGUCAUCGACAUCGACGUCGGUUUCAACAACCCCAACCACUUCUUCUCAGUCAAGCAAAGAGUACGAUUUCUCCUCUCUGAUGGAAGGAAUGUUCGCGAAACAUUGACGACAGGCAAUGUUGCUUCUGGUUUGGUAUGGCGUGUUCACUGUUGUUCAGGAGGGACAUAAAAUUCAGAAACACCAGAGAAAGAAAGAAAGACAUCAUAUGCUUCUUCUGCAUUUGUCCUCUUUCCUGUCUUAUAUUUGAAAAAUGUAUACCUUUCGUUUUAGACAGGUUUCUGGCUCUGCAUAUCUUUUGAUUUUUUAGAUUUUAUUCUGAUAAAUAAAAAAAAAUCACUCAGAUUUGAUUUUGAUU